GGGGGGGCAUCAAAUUUUCGGUGUGUAUGCAGCUGCUAAGACUGGAAAUCUCUUCUGAAUUGGUGAGGCCUUCCUCCAGUAUCUAAUAAAAUAAAGUUUACGUGCAGAUGUGUUCAUUGUAAUAAGCAGUAACGUUCACGUUUUAAAGGAUUUUAAAAAAAAGCCCAUAAUUUCAAAAUAGAGAGACAUUAAUCUUUACACAGACAAUCAUACACUGUUAAAAUCACUUAAAGAUUUAUAUACACUAUUCUACCGAUUAUUUUGGCUAUGACAAGCUGUCACAGUCAGCACUGAAGAACCAAUACUGUCGCGUAUUUAACAGAAAACACCCAGCCAUCUUACAGCCUUGUUUUGUAUUGAAUCUCUCAUUGCUGUGCCACCCCACGUAGACCGGGACUGCAGUUUACCGUGGUAGCAGCUGCUCCGCGUACUGUGUACACCACCAACAAACUACACCGUUUCUCUAUUUCAAUUAUUAGAACGCUCACCUGUUAAUAUGUUUGAGCUUCUUGAAGAUUUUCAUCUGAUCAUUCUCCUUCAGACAACCCGCGGUCUUUAAUGGCUUUGUGGUGGCUGCAAGCCUUCUUUUAUUUCUGCUAAAUGUAUGAAAAUGUAUGCAAAUUUAAAUCAAGCUUAACCUAGGCGCUCGUGCAAUAUAUUUAAUGGAAUUUCAAACCAAUAAGGGGAGUGUGAUGUAGUCUUCUAAUGGCAAAUAUAAUUACGCAGCUAGGUAACCCCUGAAAUAUGCAGAGAGGUCUUUCUUCAUCUUGUCGAGAUUAGAAGUGCUCGUAACUUUGGGCAGUUUAAACCUGAACCACAAAGAAUCUUGUUGUUGAUGUGUGGCAUCAAAGACCUGUUUAAUGUUGUAGGUUUGAUAUCUUGUUAUGUAAGAUGAAGAAGGCUUAUCAAUGUCAUUUAUUGAAUUUUGGUUUGUGCAACAUAAUUGGUGGGAGAAAUUAAAUCUGCCUUUUCUACCGCAACAGACCAUCUUUUUUUUUUUUUUUUUUUUUUUUUUUCUACUCAUAAAACAAAAUAAGUUAAUGGGCCACACUGGGAUUUUCCAGAUAGGGAUUUUAUUUUAUUAUUGUAAGUUAACAUUAUUUUAAUUUUGCUUUAGUACAUCAAAUGCAAAGGCACGUGUCUGUUUCACGUUUACCGGCUACUGUUUACUUUCAUAUACUUGUAUUUUGUACUUUAUGAUUAUUUACUCUUUUAAUUGAAUUAACAUUUUUCUACUUUCCCUUUUUUUGCAUCGUGGUUUUAUUUUAUUUUUUGGCGAAACGUGCUUUUUCGACGUGUUAUGCCUUGUCGUUUGCAUGCUAAUCCCUUAAAAAUAAUACAUUCAAACAGAUAACUGACCGGAUAUAUUCAGCAUGUCGGGUGGGUGUACAGUCUAGUGUUGACAGAAACACAGCAUUUUGCACAUGGGAGAAUCCGUGAUUUUUGACGUUCUCAUGAGUGAUGCAGACUUUAGGAAACACAUCCCGUUGUGUAAGUGAAACAUGGAUGGUAACCUGACACAAAACAUUAUUCAUUUCUUAGGAGCGAGAGAGGGGAAAUGGAUUACACUAGCGGUAAUAACUGUGCUUAAAUAAGUUACGAAAUAGUUAAUAAGAUCUGUGAACCGCGGACAGUCAAUUACACAGCAGUACCCAAUGGAGCCUGCGGACCGCUACGCUUCCUGCUUUGUGUCAGUUUAACUCUUCGGUCUCUGGCAAACCCAAUUUGGAAUCGGAGAGCCAGCCUCCUGCUUUGCGAUUGGCGGUGACAAAAACCAGUGUGUUCAAAGACUGCUCUGGUUGGUUUCAAGGGGUGCCAAUUAUUAACUGGUUGCUGAUUUGGCUCCCUAGCCUGGUAGAUGUCAAAGGCUGAAGCUGUUCCCUUUGCCACAUUAUAACUAGUAAGGGAUCCACACCAGCCAUGGCCACAGCUGCCUCGAAUCCCUACAGCAUUCUCAGUUCCAACUCUAUGGUUCACGCAGAUUCCUCGGUCAUGCAGCAAGGGAGUCCUUUUAGGAACCAUCAGAAACUUCUCCAAAGUGACUAUCUACAGGGAGUCCCCAGCAAUGGACAUCCUCUUGGGCACCAGUGGGUGACAAGCUUAUCUGAAGGGAGCCCGUGGACGUCGAUAGUGACCAGCCCUUUAGACCAGCAAGACGUUAAACCUGGAAGGGACGAUCUCCAACUGGGGGCUAUCAUCCAUCACAGGUCUCCUCAUGUUGCCCAUCACUCGCCCCAUACCAAUCAUCCAGGUGCGUGGGGAGCAACCGCGGCUCAUAACUCAUCUAUAAGCAACGGCGGACAACCUAUCAACAUCUACGCGCAAACAGGGUUCACUGUCAAUGGUAUGUUGGAUCAUGGAGGUCUAACGCCACCUCCAACAUCAGCGCCUAACCAAAACUUGCACCCGGGGCUCAGAGACACCCCCGACCACGGAGAAUUAGGAGCGCAUCACUGUCACGACCAUUCAGACGAAGAGACGCCGACCUCGGAUGAGUUGGAACAGUUCGCGAAACAAUUCAAACAAAGGCGAAUCAAGCUGGGGUUCACGCAGGCAGAUGUUGGGCUUGCACUGGGGACUCUGUACGGCAAUGUCUUCUCCCAGACUACCAUCUGCAGGUUUGAAGCCUUGCAGCUCAGCUUUAAGAACAUGUGCAAACUGAAGCCCUUGUUAAACAAGUGGCUAGAAGAGGCAGACUCAUCCACGGGAAGUCCGAGUAGUAUUGAUAAAAUCGCAGCCCAGGGAAGGAAGCGAAAGAAAAGGACAUCGAUUGAGGUGAGCGUCAAAGGGGUGCUGGAGACCCAUUUUCUCAAAUGUCCCAAACCUGCAGCCUUGGAGAUCACCUCUUUGGCAGACAGCCUUCAGUUAGAAAAAGAAGUGGUUCGUGUCUGGUUUUGUAACAGAAGACAAAAAGAGAAAAGAAUGACUCCACCGGGAGAACAACAGUCGCACGAUGUAUAUUCUCACAGCGUUAACACAGACACCACCUCGUGCCGUGAUCUCUGACCACAGAACCGGGAUCCAAACCCGCGAGACUCUUUGUGAAGAACGGAAAUCUAGAGGCUUUAUGAUUGAUGGCUCUUGUUUUGUUUUUGUUUUUUGUUUUUGUUUUUGUUUUCUCUCUCGUGGUAUAAUGCUGAUAAAUUAGUAGGAGUAUUAAAAAAAAAAGCCACAAACAUUUUUUUUAAAGCAUUUUGGCAAUAUCUUUCAGCAAACAAUGUUUUUGUUUUCAUAAACGGAGCCCGUUAUUAUAAAAAUAGGUUUAUUUUGUUUUUCUACUACAAGGAUUUAAAUACAGAUGUGUGCCUAUUAAUAACCUCACAGCGCCUUGGUUUUCACAACAUAUAUAUCAGGUGAAUCAGUUAUGUUAUGGGCAGUUGUUUCUUUUCUAUUUUUAUACUGCUUUGCUGUAAGUGUAAAAGGUGUUGUACUGUUUUUGUCCACACCAGUGAGAAGAGUACGUACAAAAUGUGUUCACUGACUCCUUACUGCAAUCAUAAACAUGGACCAGAUUUUUUUUACAUUUUCACAUUUCUGUAAAUCAUAAUUCGGUACACCAUAUGGUCGCAAACAUGGUCUGAGUGACGUUUUGUAUUUGAUGUGACGAUUUAAGACACUUUAAAAAAAGGCUAUAGAUUGGAGUAUACAUUGCAGUGAAACACCUUGGAGCUAGUAUCUAGCUUUAAAGAAUUAUUGAUUCCCGCGUCCGUGCAUUGCAACUAUCAACCACCUGUCCGGGUUUUCUUGGUAUCCUGAAGUUGGUUGGGGUUUUUUUUUUUUGGCCUAAAAAAAAAAAAAAAACAAUUAUACCUUAAUCAUUCCAAAAACAUAUAGUAUUUAAAAAAAAACAAACAAACAAACACAAACAAGCAAAAAAAUGAAAAUAAAUUGUGCCGUAUUUUAUGGUUCUUCACGCAUAUAGUAUAAUAAUAAUUAUAACAAUGUUUGGGCUUGUAGACUUUAUC
This is a messenger RNA of Polyodon spathula (Mississippi paddlefish), 3965 nucleotides long. RefSeq names its product POU domain, class 3, transcription factor 4. The transcript has a single exon. Gene Ontology annotation, biological process: regulation of transcription by RNA polymerase II; brain development. NCBI's taxonomy places the organism in Eukaryota, Metazoa, Chordata, Actinopteri, Acipenseriformes, Polyodontidae. Bases 1921 to 3006 code for a protein of 361 amino acids. The record is from RefSeq and is a predicted model, not a curated record. Gene Ontology annotation, cellular component: nucleus. Gene Ontology annotation, molecular function: RNA polymerase II cis-regulatory region sequence-specific DNA binding; DNA-binding transcription factor activity, RNA polymerase II-specific.